Molecule: messenger RNA, 2103 nt
Organism: Acanthopagrus latus (yellowfin seabream)
Lineage: Eukaryota; Metazoa; Chordata; Actinopteri; Spariformes; Sparidae
Product: extracellular calcium-sensing receptor-like
Exons: 6
Coding region: 1-2103 (700 amino acids)
Biological process (GO): G protein-coupled receptor signaling pathway
Cellular component (GO): membrane
Molecular function (GO): G protein-coupled receptor activity
Source: RefSeq, a predicted model, not a curated record
AUGAUUGGGGGGAUUUUCCCAGUUUUCAAAGAGGAUUUAAGUGCAACUUGGACGUUUGAGAGUGAGCCGACUCGAGUGAAGUGCACAGGAUUUUACAUGAGAGCUUUUCGGUGGACCCAGGUGAUGAUUUUUGCAAUUGAGGAAAUCAACAAUAAUCCUGCUGUCCUGCCAAACAUAUCUAUUGGCUAUAAGAUCCUUAGCUCUUGCUCAUCUCCUACAAAUGCUGUACGUGCUGCACUAACACUGGCUAGUAGACCAGAGGAGAUAGAUUUGACUUCCUCUUGUCCUCCAGCUAUAUCUGCCCUGAUAGCAGAGUCAGGAUCAUCGCAGUCUAUAGCAGUGGCUGGAACCCUCGGACCAUUUCGAGUGCCAAUAGUAAGUUACUUCUCAACAUGUGCCUGCCUGAGUGACAGAGCCAAAUAUCCUUCAUUUUUUCGGACAAUCCCCAGCGACUACUUCCAGGCAAAAGCUUUGGCAGCACUUGUCAAGCGUUUUGGUUGGCAGUGGAUUGGGGCCAUACAGUCAGACAAUGAUUAUGGGCGAAAUGGGAUCCUGGCAUUUACUAAAGAGGUUAAAAAGCUGGGGGUUUGUGUCGCAUUUGUUGGGAAAAUUCUACGAACAUACUCUGAGGAAAAGAUUCUGGAUGUUGUGGAAAUGAUCAAGAAAUCAACUGUCAGAGUCAUCCUAGCUUUUGUUCCAGAGGGUGACUUUUAUCCUUUGAUGAAAGAGGUUGUGAAACAGAACAUUACAGGAAUUCAGUGGAUUGGCAGUGAGGCCUGGAUUACGGCUCCUCGACCUUCUACGCCUGAAAUGUACCAAACUUUUGGUGGAGCCCUAGGAUUUGUUGUACAGAAAAUGGCUAUUCCAAAUUUAAAACCAUUUCUUACAGGCAUCAGCCCUUAUACUGAUCCAAAUGCAGCCUUUGUGAGGGAUUUUUGGGAGUUCAUGGUCACUGGUCAACUACAAAGGGUGAAUUUCAGGGAUCAGUUUGGUCAUGAUGUGUUUUUUGAUGUCAAUGGUGACCCUCCUGCUUCUUAUGAUAUUAUUAACUGGCAGCUGAUAGAAGGGCAAGUUCCGACAUCGGUGUGCUCGAAUGUUUGUCCAGUAGGAACCAGAAAAGCUCAAAUAAAGGGAAAACCCACCUGCUGCUUUGACUGCAUCACAUGUGCUGAUGGAAGUAUAGCCAACUCAACAGCUGACUGUACACCCUGUCCACAGGAAUACUGGUCCAAUGAAAGUAAAGAUAAGUGCAUUCCUAAAACGAUUGAGUUCCUAACAUAUCACGAGCCGAUGGGAAUAGUUAUCACAAUUGUGUCCCUGCUAGGGGCCUCCCUGACUCUGGCCACAAUGAUGGUAUUUCUUCACUACAGAGAAACUCCUGUGAUCAAGGCCAGCAACUCUGAACUCAGCUGUUUCCUUUUGUUUUCACUUUUUCUGUGUUUUCUCUGUCCCCUCACUUUCCUCGGCAGACCUACAGUCUGGACAUGCAUGCUGCGCCACACAGCUUUUGGUGUGACAUUUGCGCUUUGCAUUUCCUGUGUUUUGGGAAAAACAAUUGUUGUUGUUACAGCUUUCAAAGCCACAAUUCCUGGCAACAAAGUUGCAGGAAAGUUUGGUCCCGCACAGCAAAGGAUCAUAGUUUGCUUCUGCACUUUGAUUCAGAUAGUUAUAUGUGUGUUGUGGCUCACCUUGAAACCUCCUUUCCCAGACAUGGUUUUCAAAUACAGCAAUAAGAAGAUCAUUUUAGAAUGUAACACAGGCUCUGAAGCUGCUUUCUAUGCAGUUCUGGGGUACAUAGGAAUCCUUGCAAUAAUAUGUUUGAUCUUGGCAUUUCUAGGAAGAAAAUUGCCUGAUAAUUUUAAUGAAGCCAAAUUUAUAACAUUCAGCAUGCUGAUAUUCUGCGCUGUCUGGAUUACUUUUAUCCCAGCAUAUGUCAGCUCCCCUGGAAAGUUCACUGUAGCUGUUGAAAUAUUUGCAAUUUUGUCAUCAGCGUUUGGUUUAUUACUCAGCAUUUUUGCACUUAAAUGUUUCAUAAUAUUGAUCAAGCCAGAGAAAAACACUAAGAAACAUGUCAUGGGAAAAACUGUGAACAAAAAAAUAUGA